This is a messenger RNA of Papaver somniferum (opium poppy), 2374 nucleotides long. RefSeq lists its product as uncharacterized. Gene Ontology annotation, cellular component: membrane. Lineage: Eukaryota; Viridiplantae; Streptophyta; Magnoliopsida; Ranunculales; Papaveraceae. The record is from RefSeq and is a predicted model, not a curated record. Bases 1016 to 1912 code for a protein of 298 amino acids. The transcript has 2 exons.
UGACAGUGAGGAAUUUCCAUUUAUUUAAUUUUUUCCAUUUUUUUUUAAGGAUUUAGGGCUUUACAUUCAUCUCUCUUCUCUUCACUUGAGAGCUUAUCUUUUUUAUUUAUUUUUCCCUUCAAUAUUCCUCACCCCUCUGUGGAAUGUGAAGGAGGAUAUUUGAUUCAAUUACCAAACUUGUAGCUAUUAUUCCGGAGUGAUUGUCGGAUAAAUAUUGCAUUUUAUUUUUGAUUUUAUCUCAGUGUUUUGAGCUUCAUUUAGUAUAGAUUUGAGACUGGUUUGGGUUUUACUCAAAAUUAUCUGAAAAAAAUGAAGAAUUGAACUUCAUUUCUGUGAGUUUAACAGUUUAGUGGAAGUAAAUAGUGAUCUUUGGUAUUUGUGCAGCAAAUGGGGAUGAUUUAAUGGAAGUUUUUAGGGUUUUCUGAUUCUUCUGUUUGAUUUUGGGGUUCAAGAAGGUUGAAGCAGAAUCACAUUUCUGGUUUCAGAAGCAGAGAUUUUUGGUUUUUUUUUUCUUCUUGUUAACACUGUUGAGAGUGUUCUGAUUUCUCGGCUUUACCCAAGACCAGGUAUUUUCACAACUUUUACUUUAUUAGUCCAAAAAAAGAAGAAAAAUUUGGAGAUAAGAAUCAGAAGUUUAAGACUAAUGAGGAACAAUUAGGGUUUGGGUUUUUGAUUGAGAGAUGAAAUGAGUGAAAAAGAAUCAACUUUUGUUCUUUAUUUGUACUCAUUGAAAUAAUUCUUCUUUUUUCUGAAGGGGGGAUAUUAAAGGGGAAAAGACUCUCUAGGUUUAUUAGGUUUACAACGGUUGAAAGCUUUAUACUAAGAGAUCUUUUCUUUUUACUUGAGAUAUCCGUUGAUUGGUUUCAUUUACAGAGGGAUUUUACUUUACUGAGAUCUGAUUUUUCAACAUCAUGAUGUUUGAGAAGAGUAAUCAGUAAGCAUUCUCUGGUUAAAUUGAUUGUUUUGGUUGAAUCUACUGUUGAAAGAAGUUCUUCUUCUUCUUCUUCUUCCAUUGAUGUUAUCAGUGAAAAUUCAAGCUCAAUCUUCUGAAUCACCUAGUACUUCUGUAAGAUCACUUGAUAGGCUUCUUCAAGAUUAUGCUUAUAGAGCUUUUAUUAACCCUAAAACAGGUCUUCCGUAUGAUGGAGAAGUUCCUUCGAAUUUGACUGGUAUUAAGAUUUCUGCAUUGAGACUCAGAAGUGGAAGUUUGUAUAAAAGAGGUGUUGAUAACUAUAAGGAAUUCGAAAUCCCUGUUGGUGUGACUGAGAAACCUUAUGCUGAGAGACUUGUUCUGGUUUAUCAAAACUUGGGUAAUUGGUCUUUAAGUUAUUAUCCGUUACCUGGUUAUACAUUUCUAGCUCCAGUUUUGGGUCUUCUUGCUUACGAUGCGAGAAAUCUAACUGCAACGAAUUUGCCUGAAUUGAAUCUAACUGCUUCAGAUAAACCCAUUUUGAUUAAGUUUCAAGAUGUGAAAUCAGUUCCAGUUGGAUCAACUCCGAAGUGUGUUUCCUUUGAUUUACAAGGUUCGCCAAUGUUCAGCAAUGCAGUAUCAGAAAAUGUAUGUUCCACAUUUACACAAGGGCAUUUCUCUAUUGUGAUUGCAUCAGGUGCUCCAGCUCCGGCACCUGUAACUCCGUCUCCUACCAGGCCAAAGAUUGGUGGAGGGAAGAAAAACAACAGCAGAAUUUGGAAGAUUGUUGGUUCUGUGAUUGGUGGAGUAGCUUUGUUAGUUCUGUUAUGUUUUUUGGUAACUUGCAUAAGCAGAUAUAACAAAAGGAAGAAGAUUCAGCAAAUGGAAACUGCGGCCGAAGUUGGGGAAGCACUGCACAUGACAUCGAUUAGGGAUACAAGGGCACCAACAGCAAUGGGAACAAGAACGCAACCAGUUCUCGAACAUGAGUACGUCCCUUAGAUUAUCAGCAGCAUUGCAUAAUGUGGGAACAAGAACACGGCCAGUCCUCAAGCAAAGUACGUUCCUUUGAAUUUUGAUUUGUAAAUGCAAACCCCACCAUUCUUCGUUAUCAUUUUAGUUUACCCACAUUCAUAUUCUUAGUUCAAUCAAUGAUUUUAACAUAUAUUUCUUCUUAGUUAUGUUCUCCUCCUAUCUAUGUUGAUUAGUUGUUUUGCUUGAAUCGUUAGUGUGAAGUGUGUAAUUUCAAAAACUAUCAAAUGUGGAUAUAAUAUCUCGACUCAUUAGAAUGAAAUGUAUAAUGAGUGUACAGUGAAAACUGAUUCAGUCCAUCCAAUCUUAUGAAUGUCGUCAAAUAUACAUUCUGCUUAGUGGUUGUCAUGAUUUUGAUUUAUUCAUCUUAUUUUAGUGUUUGUGUCGGUUGAUUUAUAUACACAUUAUCUACAUGCUGACUGCUGAGCACCA